Cadophora gregata is the source of this 1072-nucleotide messenger RNA. RefSeq lists its product as uncharacterized. The coding region runs from base 511 to 951 and encodes 146 amino acids. NCBI's taxonomy places the organism in Eukaryota, Fungi, Ascomycota, Leotiomycetes, Helotiales, Ploettnerulaceae. The record is from RefSeq and is a predicted model, not a curated record. The transcript has 2 exons.
CUUAAGCCUCAUCCGGUCCAGCCUUCAGCUACAACAACUAAGGAUUGGCCCGCGUAUGGCUGGAGUAGUCUAUUUGAUUGUCUCACAAGAACGCUCUUUCUCAUGAUGGAAACUGAUUGUCAGCUGAUUGGUGAGUUCCCGACAUCGAGGCGCUCUAGUAUGAAGAUGGAAAGAAAAUACAUAUCUAGAUGGCAUUCGCCCGCAUCAGCGUCAUCUUGUCGAGAUGUCGAGACUGUGGGCAUGCUUUUUGGGAAGUGGACGGUACCUGAGACAUUGAGGCCAGGCUCCUUGGAGGAAUCAGAAGUCGUGAUAUCGAGAUGGCGGGUCAAGCAAGUAUAAAGGAUUGUAUUGUCGCUCUACAAAUGAAUCAAUCGAACACAUUCAACUCAACUCUUCGAUUUUGAAGCAGCACAACAUCUAACUAUCUUCCCAUCAACUACCAAGAGUACGAAAUUGACUUUAGAGCAUCCACAUUUUCAUCCCAAAGAAAUCCCAUUCCAAACCAUCAAGAUGCAACUCAUCAAUCUUCUCUCUCCUCUCCUUCUCAUCGCUCCAGCUCUGGCAACUCCUCUCUCCGCCCGAGCAAAGGCAGCCGGUGGACCAGCCUCUGCAAAAAUCACCGUCUACCAAUCCUACACUUGCCCAUCACCUACCGCCACCCCUCCAACCGAUGGUACAGCCGGUGUAUCCUCCAGCGUGACCAUCGCCGAAGCAACAUGCGCAGUGCUUAACGUUCCCUUCGGCGGAGCACUGACCGCUGUUUUGACCGCUCCUCCUAAAACAGGCGCGGCUGGAUGCGCAGUUAUUGCGCAUACGGAUGGCAAUUGCCUGUGGAAGCCUGGAAAUGAGUUGCAUGGAUUCGCCUUUGAUGGGUUGGCGACGGGGAAUAAGGUUGGAUGUGGCAAUGUGCCUGUCAGGGGGUAUGGGGCUGUUGAGUUGUUGUGCGAGUAGAUUAUGGGAAUGGUAGAUUUGUUUUAUUUGGCGAUUACGUUCUUGUUUGAGAAGGAGUUUCAAUUACAAGUGGAUGGCAUAUAAAUAACGACUAUUACGAACAGAAACUUACUCAAAACCA